Messenger RNA from Leptidea sinapis, 570 nucleotides. RefSeq lists its product as uncharacterized. The record is from RefSeq and is a predicted model, not a curated record. Bases 1 to 570 code for a protein of 189 amino acids. The transcript has 3 exons. Lineage: Eukaryota; Metazoa; Arthropoda; Insecta; Lepidoptera; Pieridae.
AUGUCUGACUUUUAUGAUAUACUAAAAAUAGAAUUCCUGUCGACGUUGUCAUUGAGAAUAACUGCGGUUAUAAGUAAUGCCGACACAGUUUUGGUAUUUAAUUUAUACUGUAAUCGAAUUAAAUGUAUUCGGCGUAAAUUGGAUGAAUUAAAAAACAUUUCAUGCUUGGAUCAGAAAAAUUCUACAGUAAAGAAGUUUUUGGUUACAUACAAACAUUUGUUGGAUAUUUACACUCCAAUGGCUAACGUAGUAAAUUUUUUGGAAGGAUCUCACUUUUUGACGCUGUCGCAUUAUUCAAUUAGUAUUAUAUACAACAUAUCGUUAGUACCAUUUCUACAGGAAACAAUUCUCUUUGAAUAUGAUACGAUAAAGACGAUUCUUGCUAAGGAGAUAUCAACAUGCACAGACAAAGAGCUGAGAGUUUUACUUUUCGACGCAGUUAAGUACAUAACUGUUCGUCCACCGAGACACACUAUAUGGCGUAUAAUUCCCAUGGAUAUCGGCCUCUCAAAAACAUUUAUUGAAAUUUCUAUAAAUUAUCUUAUUGUUAUAAUUUCUUUCUUUGUUUAA